Molecule: messenger RNA, 1257 nt
Organism: Rhinichthys klamathensis goyatoka
Lineage: Eukaryota; Metazoa; Chordata; Actinopteri; Cypriniformes; Leuciscidae
Gene: cbln12
Product: cerebellin 12
Exons: 4
Coding region: 453-1046 (197 amino acids)
Cellular component (GO): synaptic cleft; glutamatergic synapse
Molecular function (GO): protein binding
Source: RefSeq, a predicted model, not a curated record
AGAGACAGGAUGAGUAGGAAGAUCUGUCAGAUUCAGUGUUUCUCUACAGAAGCUUUGACACCUCGCAUCAUUACACCUGGGAAACCGAGGAACAGCCCACUAAAUCAGGUUGGCUAUGAUGAUGGAUUCUUUUUUGGGGAUGAUGAGAAACCUCUAAGUGUCCUUGUCUUUGAUCCCCUGCAGGCAAUUAACAAGAUAGCACAGAAGUAGAUCUUCAUCAGGAAACUGUGACAGACAGGAGGGUGACUGCAAAAUAGAGAGAAAGAGUGAGGGUGAAAGACAGAGCCAAGGAUUUAAAGAUAACUUUUAAAAUAGCUCAUAACAUCUCAGUGUUUCCAGGAUCCUUCACUUAUCUCUCCCCAGUUUCCUGCAGACGACAUACCUGACCAAAUCGCAGGGAGCAUUUGCACCUAAUUUCAUCUGAAAUAUUGCGAGGAAAUUAUAAUAAGACAAUGCUGCCCUGCUCUGGGCUGCCAAUGCCAAUACUAGCUCUACUUCUGCUAGUCGGCCCUCUAGUGGUCAGAGGGCAAAAUGACACGGAGCCCAUAGUACUGGAGGGUAAAUGCCUGGUGGUCUGUGACUCAACACCCUCCUCAGAACCAGCAGGUAAUGCGCUGGGGAUGUCUGUGCGUUCAGGUACCGGCCGUGUGGCCUUUUCUGCCACACGCCAAACCAACCAUGAGCCCACAGAUAUGAGCAACCGCACCAUGAUCAUCUAUUUUGACCAGAUCUUGGUGAACGUUGGCAGUCAUUUUGACCAAGAAAGCAGUAUCUUCCUUGCUCCGAGACGAGGGGUGUACAGCUUCAAUUUCCAUGUGGUGAAGGCAUACAACAGACAAACCAUACAGGUGAGUUUGAUGUUGAAUGGAUGGGCGAUGAUCUCAGCCUUUGCUGGAGACCAGGAUGUGACACGGGAGGCAGCCACAAAUGCAGGGCUUGUGAUCAUGGAGCGAGGGGACAAGGCUUACCUCAAGCUAGAAAGGGGUAACUUAAUGGGAGGCUGGAAGUACUCUACUUUUUCAGGCUUCCUGGUAUUCCCCUUGUGAAGGACGUCCGUGUGGGGAAGAGAAGAGGUGGGAGACGAGAAAGAGAGAGGGUGACAUGCUCUCUGAGGAUUUAUGAAUGCCAUAGAAAAGAUCAUGUUUGUUCUUCUCUUUCAUUUAACUGGUGUCAGAGCAGAGAAAAUGCAUAACAUGGAAAGUUAACUAUAUGAAAUAUUAUUUAUAUUGUAUCAUUUAUAUUGUUUAGAAAUAUUGU